AUGCUGACCUCGCUGGGCUUGGCUUGCUGCAGCAUUGGCACGACUGGCGCUGCAGAGAUCGCCGAGUACAUGUCGGGCAGCGAGGCGGUGACCACCCUCGACAUCGGCAUGAAUCUCAUCUUCGCUGAGGGCGCCAAGGCGAUCGGCGAGGCGCUCAAGGUCAAUGAGGGCGCCAAGGCGCUCGGCGGCGCCCUCGCGGUUAACGCUUGGUCAGCGGCACGGCGUCGCGUCUGGGCCACGGUGUGGCGGCGCACCUCAAACUCGUCCGCGACGCCGUCCCGCACGAAAAAGAGGGUCGGGUACCCCUUGACGUCGAGGCGCGUCGCCACGUCCUCGGCGACGGUCCCGUCGACCUUGAUCAGCGGCACCCGCCCGCCGCCCGAGCAAAGCCGCCGCAGCGUCGUACUCGGGAAGGAGGGCUCGGGAGAUUUUUUUCCGGACUUGCCCGCCCACUCGUUUUUCACGGCCGCGCUAUAA
This is a messenger RNA of Emiliania huxleyi CCMP1516, 477 nucleotides long. RefSeq lists its product as hypothetical. The transcript has 3 exons. NCBI's taxonomy places the organism in Eukaryota, Haptophyta, Isochrysidales, Noelaerhabdaceae. The record is from RefSeq and is a predicted model, not a curated record. Bases 1 to 477 code for a protein of 158 amino acids.